CCUGUCAUUUGUUACUUCCUUAAGUCACUUGUGUGACUUGCUAGAAUUCACCUUCUUUUACACCAUCAGUCUCUGCAUUAUUGAGCAAUAUACACCGUGUUAGCAUGGCACUCAAUCAAGGAAACGGAUCAGGGACUCCUGCUGCAAAUGAAAAGCCCAGAAAGAUAGCCCUUAUCACUGGAAUUACUGGACAGGAUGGCUCAUACUUGGCAGAGUUCCUCUUAGAAAAGGGUUAUGAGGUGCAUGGCAUUCUACGACGAUCAAGCUCUUUUAACACUGGCCGUAUUGAACAUCUGUACAAGAAUCCACAAGCACACACAGAAGGUAACAUGAAGUUGCACUACGGAGAUCUCACAGACAGUACCUGUCUGGUGAAAAUUAUUAAUGAAAUUAAACCUACAGAAAUAUAUAACUUGGGUGCACAGAGCCACGUCAAGAUCUCUUUUGACUUGGCAGAGUACACUGCGGAUGUUGACGGAGUUGGAACUUUACGUCUUCUGGAUGCUAUUAAAACCUGUGGCCUUACUAGUUCUGUGAAAUUCUACCAAGCCUCAACAAGUGAACUGUAUGGAAAGGUUCAGGAAAUACCCCAAAAAGAAACCACUCCAUUUUACCCAAGGUCACCCUAUGGCGCAGCCAAACUAUAUGCCUUCUGGAUUGUGGUAAAUUUUAGGGAGGCCUAUAACAUGUUUGCAGUAAAUGGCAUUCUCUUUAACCAUGAGAGCCCGAGGAGAGGAGCAAAUUUUGUAACAAGAAAAAUUAGCCGUUCUGUAGCUAAGAUUCACCUCGGACAGAUGGAAUGUUUUAGCCUGGGAAAUCUCGAUGCCAAACGUGAUUGGGGUCAUGCUAAGGACUAUGUUGAGGCUAUGUGGAUGAUGUUGCAAACAGAUGAGCCUGAUGAUUUUGUGAUAUCAACUGGGGAUGUCCACAGUGUCCGUGAGUUUGUGGAGAAAUCUUUUAAGCAUAUCGGGAAGACCAUUGUGUGGGAAGGAAAAAAUGAAGAUGAGGUAGGUCGAUGUGCUGAGACUGGCAAGAUCCACGUGAGAGUUGAUCACAAGUACUACAGACCUACUGAAGUGGAAUUUCUCCAAGGAGACUGCACUAAAGCAAAUCAGAAGCUGGGCUGGCAAUGCAAAGUAACAUUUGAUGAACUUGUAAAGGAAAUGGUAGAAGCCGAUAUCCAUCUAAUGAAUACCAAUCCCAAUGCCUGAGUUCUAAGAAUCCACGUGAGAACUCAUUGAGGUCUCCGAAUAUUCAAUGCCGUACAUCCUCUAAUAGUUGAAUAUACCUCACAUUUUCUGCCAUAUUAUUUAAUCAUACACAUAUUGGUAGCUUUGCACACAGAUGUUUGUGUUUUGUUUUGGGGGGUGGGGGGGGUUGUGGGCUUUUUAUUACCUCAAAUUUUAACCUGUACUUUUUUCACAGUUGUAUGAUGAGUUCUUUCGAUAAUUGUUAUAUGAGUUCUUUCUGUAAUUAAUAAAUUAAAAUUAACCUUGACAUUUUCUAA
Messenger RNA from Pelobates fuscus (common spadefoot toad), 1507 nucleotides. Its product is annotated as GDP-mannose 4,6 dehydratase-like. Gene Ontology annotation, molecular function: GDP-mannose 4,6-dehydratase activity. Gene Ontology annotation, cellular component: cytoplasm. Bases 105 to 1211 code for a protein of 368 amino acids. Lineage: Eukaryota; Metazoa; Chordata; Amphibia; Anura; Pelobatidae. Gene Ontology annotation, biological process: GDP-mannose metabolic process. The transcript has a single exon. The record is from RefSeq and is a predicted model, not a curated record.